This is a messenger RNA of Dictyostelium purpureum, 414 nucleotides long. RefSeq lists its product as uncharacterized. Gene Ontology annotation, cellular component: THO complex part of transcription export complex. Gene Ontology annotation, biological process: mRNA export from nucleus. NCBI's taxonomy places the organism in Eukaryota, Evosea, Eumycetozoa, Dictyosteliales, Dictyosteliaceae. The transcript has a single exon. The record is from RefSeq and is a predicted model, not a curated record. The coding region runs from base 1 to 414 and encodes 137 amino acids. Gene Ontology annotation, molecular function: protein binding.
AUGAGCACUGGUCAAGAGGAUGUUAAUAUUUGUUGUUAUAGUCCAUGCGGUAAUUAUAUUUCAAUUUCGGGUACUACCAAUUGUACAUAUGUUUUUGACACCCGUAAUUGUAGAACACCAGUUUCAGAGCUCCGCCAUAAAAUAAACGAAAAUCAAUCCUAUAAUGAUAAUAUCAAACUUGUAAAUCAUGCACAGUGGUCUAGAAAUGGUGAGUUUUUUGCAACUUCAGCCGAUGAUGGUUGUGUUCGUCUUUGGGAUGUAGAAAAUAAUAAACAACUAGUCGCAUUAGAGCAUGCCCCUUUCCCAGGUACAUCAAUUAACUAUUUCGAUAUUUCUGCAAGUUCUGACUUAAUUGUCAGUGGUUGUGACGAUGGUAUAAUUUGUUUUUUUGGUUUAGAUCCAAACAAUUAUUAA